GCCAGCCCCGCGGCCGGCCGCCGUCCUUCAGCCGCCCCAGGAAGGCGUCCCGCAGGCGGGUCAGGCCGGGCUGCAGGUCCCUCGCCGCCCGGCGGGCGCCCAGCUGCCCUCGGGUGAUGGCGCUGGCGGUGAGGCGGGCGGCGGCGCGGAUGGGCCGCGACUCGGAGAGCUUCUCGAUGAGGUGCGGGUUGCUGAGCAGCGCCAGCAGCACCCGCCGCAGCACCAUCCUGCGCGCCGCUCCCGCGAGAGUCGGCGCGACCCGAGCGUUCUCGCGAGAGCCGCCGAGCGGGAGGAACCGGCUCUCGCGAGAGCGGCGUCGCGUCCCGCCAUUGGCGGCGGAAGCAGGGGCGCCGUGUUGCGCGGCUGCGGUGCGGGCCGGCAGCAUGUGCUCGGGCGGCACGCUGAGCAUCCUACGCAGCGACUCCUACGUGGACCUCAGCCAGUACCGCGACCAGCACUUCCGGGGCACGCGGUACGACCAGGAAAGGCUGCUGAGGAAGAGCUGCACGCUGUACGUGGGGAACCUCUCGUUCUACACCACGGAGGAGCAGAUCCACGAGCUGUUCGGCAAGAGCGGCGACAUCAAGAAGAUCAUCAUGGGGCUGGAUAAGGUGAAGAAGACCGCUUGCGGCUUCUGCUUCGUCGAGUAUUACGCAAGGGGAGAUGCUGAGAACGCAAUGCGGUACAUCAAUGGGACCAGGCUUGACGACAGGAUCAUAAGGACGGACUGGGAUGCAGGAUUUAAGGAGGGCCGGCAGUACGGCCGGGGGAGGUCAGGGGGCCAGGUCAGAGAUGAGUAUCGGCAAGACUAUGAUGCUGGAAGAGGUGGCUAUGGUAAAACUGUUCAAUGCCAGUGAAUAGCGAAUGACUCAUCGGCCUCACGGGAGAACUAAAUGCCAAUUGUAAAUGUCGUGAGGCGCAGAGCAGAUCUUUUGCACACAAGUUCAUGUAAAUAUAAAUUUACAGGAGCUACUAUCAGUGUU
Molecule: messenger RNA, 983 nt
Organism: Lagopus muta (rock ptarmigan)
Lineage: Eukaryota; Metazoa; Chordata; Aves; Galliformes; Phasianidae
Product: nuclear cap-binding protein subunit 2
Exons: 4
Coding region: 117-857 (246 amino acids)
Biological process (GO): mRNA cis splicing, via spliceosome
Cellular component (GO): nuclear cap binding complex
Molecular function (GO): RNA cap binding
Source: RefSeq, a predicted model, not a curated record